Molecule: messenger RNA, 1308 nt
Organism: Aspergillus alliaceus
Lineage: Eukaryota; Fungi; Ascomycota; Eurotiomycetes; Eurotiales; Aspergillaceae
Product: putative salicylate hydroxylase
Exons: 7
Coding region: 1-1308 (435 amino acids)
Biological process (GO): secondary metabolite biosynthetic process
Molecular function (GO): monooxygenase activity; FAD binding
Source: RefSeq, a predicted model, not a curated record
AUGGUAGCACAGGCGAAGACACCUUUCCAGGUGAUUGUUGUUGGGGCAGACAAAGGGAUCGGUGGCAUGGCGGCAGCCCUGACUUUAGGGUUGAAAGGGCAUCAUGUCAUGAUCCUUGAAUCUGCUCCACAGCUCAAGGAGGUCGGUGCCGGCAUCCAAGUUUCCCCGAAUAUGUUACGGCUCUUUGACCGAUGGGGCGUGUCUCCGUUGAUACACUCUAAGGACGUUGCACUGGAGCAUAUCCAUGUCCGCCGAUGGCAAGACGGUAGCCUUCUAGGGACGAUGCCUGUGAACAAGACAUAUGGCCAACAGGUAGUCAUUCAUCGUGCAGAUCUCCACAACGUCUUGAUUGACAAGGUACUGGCGCUACCAAAUGUGAAGCUCCGAGUAAAUGCAACCGUCACAGGUGUACAGUUCUACCCGGCAUCUGUGACCUUAGCUAAUGGCACUGUUGUUCGAGGGGAUGUUGUGAUCGCUGCUGAUGGCAUCAAAUCCACCAUCCGUGGCCAUCUGCUUGGUGAAAACUCACUCUCCAAGGCCAUUCCGACAGGAGAUGCGGCCUAUCGGAUCAUGCUGCCGCGGAGUGUGAUGGAAAACGACCCUGAGUUGAGAGAUCUGGUGAACGAGCCACAAGCAACUCGUUGGCUUGGGCCUGAGCGGCACAUAAUCGCUUAUCCUGUUCGCAACCAUGAGCUCUUCAACGUGGUAUUGCUCCAUCCGGAUGGACAUGGCGUGGAGGAAUCGUGGACCACUAAAGGGUCGAAGCAGGGAAUGGCUGACAACUAUCGCGGUUGGGACCGAAAGGUGCAGAAACUCAUCGACUUGGCUGCGGACGAUGAAGUCCUUGAAUGGAAGCUCUGUUUACACUCUCCAUUGAAGACUUGGAUUAAAGGUGGUGUGGCACUGAUCGGUGAUGCCUGCCAUCCCAUGUUGCCAUAUGUCGCUCAAGGCGCCGCACAGGCCGUCGAAGAUGCUGCUGCUCUUGGGGUCCUCCUGUCCACAAUAUCAUCUGCACGUGAAAUCCCCCUGGCUCUCCAAGCGUAUGAAAAUUCUCGAAAACAACGCGCGGAGAAGGUUCAACAGUCGGGCUCGGCAAACCGUAUCACGCUGCAUCUUCCCGAUGGACCUGAACAGCAGGCUCGAGAUGAGCAGUUCCGUCUAUCGAUGACCAGCGGCUCUAAUCCCGAUCGAUGGACAGAUCGUGAGACGCAGGCGUUCUUAUGGGGAUGGGAUGCUGAGAAAGCGGCCCUGGAGGCUUGGAAUGAAAUCCAUGAAGGAAGUUCGCCCGAACCGCGUCAUCAUCUGUAA